Molecule: messenger RNA, 1828 nt
Organism: Brassica oleracea var. oleracea
Lineage: Eukaryota; Viridiplantae; Streptophyta; Magnoliopsida; Brassicales; Brassicaceae
Product: mitotic checkpoint protein BUB3.3
Exons: 10
Coding region: 623-1570 (315 amino acids)
Biological process (GO): mitotic spindle assembly checkpoint signaling
Cellular component (GO): phragmoplast; kinetochore; bub1-bub3 complex
Molecular function (GO): ubiquitin binding
Source: RefSeq, a predicted model, not a curated record
CACAGCAGUCAUCUAAGCGAGAGGCUCAACAAAUUUAGAAGUACACUUAGUCUCCUCGACACCAGGAUUAUAAUUGUGAACCUCUCCUGUCAUGUUCAUCGAACUCUGAAUCAGCCUCGGCUGGAGUAUGAUCUCCUGAAACAACACAACUCCUGCAUCUUUUGCACUGGACCAGCCGUCAUCACAACAGAAGCACCCCUGCGGAAGCAAUGAAGUAAAAAACACACACCUCUUGAGAUGAUUCUCAGUAUGCUCGAGCGAGUAUAGAAUAUUUGCAGAUAGAAACGCGCUCAGCUCGCCUUACUGAAGAGUCUUGAUCAAUCGCAUACACAAUUACUUGAUUUCUUUUUGAGUUAGUUUUUUCACGUUGCGCCAUUCCUCGUCUCCUUGAAGGGGAGUGUAAAUAACGGAGUACAAGUACGGACUGGUGAAAGUCGGCCCAUAAAGCCCAUUAACAAGUUUAGGAGCGGGAUCCGUCGUGGUUUUUGAAUUUCUUCAGGUGUUCAAUUUCAUCAAUCGAUCUCUACGAUUUUUUGAAAUCCCGAAUGCUUCUUCUUCUUCUACAGUGACGUUUGUUUUGGCAAAGCUUCGGAACACCUUCGCAUCGAGAGUUUCGAGAGACAUGAGCGGCGCUCGACUUGAAUUCCAGAACCCUAUAGAGGAUGCGAUUUCAAAGCUCAAAUUCUCUCCAGAGUCAAACAAUCUCCUUAUCGCUUCUUGGGAUUCCUAUCUGAGAUUGUAUAAUGUAGAGAGCUCUUCGCUAAUCUUACAAUUGUACUCCCGUGCCGCUCUUCUCGACUGCUGUUUCGAGAACGAAUCAACUUCGUACACCUCUGGCUCCGAUGGGUUCAUCCAAAGGUACGAUUUAAACGCUGGAACAGUUGAUAGAAUUGGUGGACAUGACGACAUUGCUACAUCUGUUCUCUACUCUCAUGAAAAAGGUGCAGUUAUCUCUACUGGCUUGGAUAAGAAGAUCAAAUUUUGGGAUACAAGACUAGGACAAAGUCUUGUUCUUUCUACUGAUGCUGGUGCUCCAGUCAGAUGCAUCACUGUGAAUGGAAACAGCUUAGUGGUUUGCGUAGCAGCUUCAAUGCAUAUAUAUGAUUUGCGUAGCUUAGAUCGACCUUUUCAGUCUUAUGAAUCACAAGUUGAGGUGCCUAUCAGAUGCGUCACCUCUGUUCCUUUCUCCACUGCAGGAUAUGCAGUUGGCUCAGUAGACGGGCAAGUAGCCUUGGAUUUCCCCAAUACAGCAUGCUCUAGUGAGAUGAAAUACACUUUCCGAUGCCAUCCCAAGUCUAUGAAAGGAAGACUCCAUGGUGCAUGCAUAAAUUCCAUUGAAUUCACUCCAGGUGGGUCAGGGACUUUUGUGACUGGUGACAAUGAAGGCUAUGUUAUCUCAUGGAAUGCUAAAAGCAGAAGAAGACUCUUUGAGUUACCAAAGUACUCAAAUAGCGUCGCGUCUUUGGCAUUUAACCACACCGGAGAACUCUUGGCGGUUGCAUCAAGCCACACUUACCAAGAAGCUAACGAGAAGGAAGAACCUCCCCAAGUGUUCAUACACACGUUUUAAAAGAUUGGUGGCUUCUUGAAUCUCAGGUUAAUCAAAGCAUGACUCUCUUUUUUUUCUAGCUAUUUAGUUUGAAUCUGUGUGUGUUACUUGGUAGAUGGGUAGCACGUUAACCAUGGCAAGCAUGUUUUAUGGUAUUUAGAAGUUGCUAGACUUGUGGCAUGUUAAGCUUCCACAUGGAAGAAUCGUAUCUCUUAAGUCUCUCUCUAUGUUUGUAAACGUUCAUGUUGUCUUAUUCUCAGAGCUACAACACUUUGUCUA